This is a messenger RNA of Leishmania major strain Friedlin, 756 nucleotides long. RefSeq lists its product as hypothetical. Lineage: Eukaryota; Euglenozoa; Kinetoplastea; Trypanosomatida; Trypanosomatidae. Bases 1 to 756 code for a protein of 251 amino acids. The record is from RefSeq and is a predicted model, not a curated record. The transcript has a single exon. Gene Ontology annotation, molecular function: calcium ion binding.
AUGGGAAACCUCAAGCACCGCCUCUCCGCCUUCUACCCACACCUGACAAGCAAAGAAUAUAAGUUUCUUGUCGAAGACCCCAGCGGCUCUACAGGCGGCGGCGGUACUGCAUCCAGUGCAGCGAGGUCUGCCGUAGCAGCGCGGCAUGGUGGCGCUGCUGACGGUUGCGGUGGUAGCACCGGCGGGCCCACAACCUCGUCACUUGCCCAGGCCGCCUCAUCGGCGCGUCCCUCGAACUUAUCCUUCGACGACGGCGGAGAUGCGGUUCAUGCCAAUGGUGCUUUGUCAGGCGAAGGAGUUGCCAGUGGUGUGGGAGGGUCGAACGCAACCAGCGCGCGCGCCGGUCUCGACGUUGAUCAGCUGUGGGACCUCAUCAACUCAUUUCAGCAGCUCCAGCGAACCUUUGGCGCCGCUCAAGCCGGCCAGGCAGAAGGGCAAAAUGCACAAAACACGCGCUCAGCGUUCAACUCUAGCUUCGACGCGUACCUCGUCGGCACGCACGGAACCCAAGGCAUCCGGAGCGCAGACAUCGGCUUCGACGCCGUCGGCGAAGCCUUCCGCAUCUACGACCCUCACAACACGCACUACGUGGAGGAGGAAGUCCUGUCCUGCAUCAUGGCGCGCGUCGGCUUCGGCGAGCUGACCGAAGAGGAGCUUGCGGUUCUGGUGAGCACGGCUGACUUUGACGGCGACGGCCGCAUCAGCCUCGAGGACUUCCGCCGCUUGGUCAGCAUGAAAGGUCGCUUCGAAAAGUGA